This is a messenger RNA of Salmo salar (Atlantic salmon), 3092 nucleotides long. NCBI's taxonomy places the organism in Eukaryota, Metazoa, Chordata, Actinopteri, Salmoniformes, Salmonidae. The record is from RefSeq and is a predicted model, not a curated record.
UUCCAGCCUUGUUCACUUCUCUGGGAUGGUCGAGAGACUCGGGCUGUGAGGAGAAAAGUGAGAGAGGAGGGGGAGGAAAGUGGAAUCAAGGUUUUCUCUUGUCUUGGUUUUGUCAGCGUGUGUUUGGACAGAUUGAGGACUGGUAAGGAUUACGCAGAGCAACGGCUCCUCUCCUGACCUCAGCUGUCUGUUUGGAACUAGUUGGACCCCUGACUUGUCAUUGAAAUGUGUACAGACAUAAGAUGCAGCUACACAUCUCUAGGUCGCGGUUGGGACUUCUACUUCUCUUCGUUUUCACCACAGGUAAUAAACUCGCCACCUCAAGCCACGGCUGCGGUGGAUCCAUAGACCUCCAACGGGUCGAAACCGGUACCAUCAAAUUCACACAACCGGUUCCGACGACGGAAGAGUACAACGUCGUCACCGUUAACGAUGGCAACGCCGGGAAACCGCGGGAAAUGGACACGGUGUGCACCUGGGUUAUAGAUGUCCCUGCUAACGGGACGGUGCGGCUGGAGGUGGUGUCUGUGGACCGGGGUUCACCAGAGGUCACGGUGCAGUGCGGAGCCAGCGGGGAGCAGCGGGGGUUGGUGGCUGGGCAGAAGGCUGUCCUCUUGGGAUGUGGGACAGCUGUCGUCACCUGGACGGUCCUGAGAACCACCAUCUCUCAACACAACAUACAGCUGUUGUUCUAUACAGGUCAGGAAGCCGUCUGGAAUUCCUCGGAGCGUCAAGGCCCCUGGAUGGGUGUGUCUUCAGUCCAACGCUCCGAAAGCUUCGACGGCGACGGAACUGACCGGAACAUGUUGACUCUGGCGGGACGGAGGGGUGAUGGGGGAGAGAGGGGAGAGAUGGGAGAGAGGGGUGAUGGGGGAGAGAGGGGGCUGUCCUCCCGGUCCUCUCGCCAGGCGGGGCUCACCGUGGCUGGGCACGCCGAUAGGGAAGUCCCCCUGCUUCCUGAGGAAGAACCAGACAAUAGAAAGGAGAUGUCUGGUCCUCACUCACCCACAGUCUCACCCACAGUCUCACCCACAGACUCACCCACAGACUCACCCACAGACUCACCCACAGACCAACACACCACUCCCAGAGCACCAUCCAUCUCCCUCCCUAGAGCCCUGCGUCUCCCUCUCUGUCUGACCUCCAGCCCUCUAGCAGGCCCAGGGGAGCCUGGCCGGACCCUAACCCCACAACGAUACACCCUGGCUGGGCUGACGGAGCGAGGCCGGUCCCCUGGGGGGAGGAGCACCAGGAGCACCCUCCCUGACUCACCCCUCUCCUCCUCCUCCUCCUCUUCCUCGCCUCUCCUCCCUACCCUCCCUGACUCACCCCUGUCCUCCUCCUCACCCCUCAGUCCUGACAGAGACAGAGACUACAACGGGACUACAAAUCCCUUCAUCUCCUCUCCAUUCACCACAGCAGAGCUGCCUCUGGGAGAUGUAGUCCAGGCCACCACAACCACGACACAACCAUCCACAACCACAACACAACCAUCCACAACCACGACACAACCAUCCACAACCACGACACAACCAUCCACAACCACAAAACAACCAUUCUCUUCCACGCAGUCAUCUCCCAGGUUCAGGACUACCAGACCCCCACCCUGGUCCACCCCUCACCCCAGCCAGGGCAGCCCAUCGGCGGGUAGAUCCUCUGGCCUGUCCCCCUCCUCUCCUCUACAGUCCACCAUCAGCUCCACACACAGACCCAGAGUUUACAUCCUGCCUGAUCGGCCCGCCGACAUCAAAGAAGAGUCCAUUGAGUUGCUGCUGCAAGUGAUUCUGGAGGAGAACAGCUCUGACCAGACCACCAGUCUAGAGGAGGAAACUACAGCCUGGGUGGCGCCCUACCUCCAGAGAGCCCCGGGGUUCCAGGACCUACAGGGAGUUUGGAGCAGCGGUCGAGCGGUGCAGAGCGUUGUGGUGUUUAGGACCUCGGGAGCGUUGGCCUGGCUCGGCGUAUCAGGAGCGGGGUCUCUGCUGGAACGCACCGGAUUGGCCCAGGCUGUCAGGGAGGGGCGGAGCUUCAGAGGGUCAAAGGUUACGAACGUCACUGUGGGAGGUGUGCAGGAAGAUGUGUGUUUAUGGUUGUUUAAGUGCACUGCAGCAGGUUUUGAGUGUGUGUCCAGACCAGGUGACAUGGCCAUCUGUUCCUCAGUCUGUCACUCUGACUACUGUCACAACCAGGGCAUCUGUACCCACCACCCUCACCAACCACCCCUCUGCCAGUGCCCUGUCGGGGAUCAUUUCUGGUUCAUGGGUCGUCGUUGUGACGUGAGGAUGACGCAGCAGCGGCUGGUGGGGGCGUGUCUUGGCGUGCUGGUUGCCAUAGUUACACUGAUUGGCGCUGUGGCCUGGCUGGCGGUGCGACGAUACAGAGCCAUGCUGAUAAAGACUAAAGUAGACCAGGCACGCAGCAGCUACCGUAGGUUCAACCACUUUGACGAGCUGUCAGGUCGUUUCUGGGGGCGGUCCAUCGGUGGAUCAGCUGACUCGUUGGAUAACCCCGCUUUCACCCGCUCCGACGAGGUGCUACACCGGAGGGCGCUAGACCGCACCUGCUGUUACCACGACGACACGCUGUCCGUGGCCUCCACCUGCCCUAGCAACGGAACACACCUCAACACCGUCUACCCACACAAUUCCCAGUACGGCUGGGCGGUCAGCGAGGUCAGCCUGGCGGAGUGUGCACUGGAUUCUGGGAAAGCCAGUGACCUGUCUGUGUGCAGCUGGCCCAUAGAACCCAUCCAGUGGACGCCCUUCCCCCUGCUGCAGCAACUAUCCUCCGCACACAGAACCGCCCCGGUGAGGGCGCUGCGUCCUCGGUCCUACUGUGAAGGCAUGGAACUGGUUGAACUGGAGAAGAGCUGGACGGCCUAGUCGCGAGGAAAGGUUGAACAACUGAAUCACUGAAUAAACUGAUUCACUGAAGAAACUGAGUCACUGAGUCAAUGGUAUCUCUGAAUCACUGAAUAAACUGAUUCACUGAGUCACUGAAUAAACUGAUUCACUGAGUAACUGAGUCAAUGGUAUCUCUGAAUCACUGAAAAAACUGAUUCACUGAGUCACUGAAUAAACUGUAUUACUGAU